This is a messenger RNA of Arachis stenosperma, 1544 nucleotides long. Its product is annotated as trihelix transcription factor ENAP1-like. The transcript is spliced from 2 exons. The record is from RefSeq and is a predicted model, not a curated record. Gene Ontology annotation, molecular function: transcription cis-regulatory region binding. Bases 207 to 1454 code for a protein of 415 amino acids. Gene Ontology annotation, cellular component: nucleus. Lineage: Eukaryota; Viridiplantae; Streptophyta; Magnoliopsida; Fabales; Fabaceae.
AGUUCACCUAUUCUCUCUCUACCCAUUUUCUUGUCAUUUCUUUUCUUCAAUAUUCGAUUUUGCUCUUCAUUCUCUUUGAAAUUUACAAACUUUGCAUCCUUUGCAAUCACUUCAGAGGGAAAAGUUUGUGAAUUUGAAUUCUGUUUUCCUUGUUUUCUUUUCCGUUUAUGGAAAAAUUGCCCUUCUUUUAGGUUAUUGUUUUCUAAAUGGAUGGAACUGAGGAUGAUGAUCUAAGGUAUCCCUCUAACCCAUAUGGUGUUAAUCACCAGGGUUAUGGCUAUCUGAGUCAUAGGAGACUUCCGGUUCGGACUUCUCAGUAUCUUCAGCCAGGUGCAAAUGAUUUUGUGGAACAUAAUGACAAUGCCAAUGAUAAUGAGGAGGAGAAGGAGGAUGAAGAAGAUGAAGAUGAAGAACAGAUAAUAGAAGAAGAUCAUGAUGAUGGUGAUGAUGUUGAUUCCCAAAGGAAUGCUGUCCCCAACAAUGUUGAGGAAGGUGAUGAUGAAGACAGGGAUGGGGAUGAAAUUGGUGGUAACAAUGAUGAUGGCGAGGAGGAGGAUGAUGAGGAGGAUGAGGAAGAUGAUGAUGAUGCUAAGCCGAAAAUAUAUAGCAUGAAGGUUGAUGAUGAUAUGGAGUGGCACCCGAAAAAGCGAAAGCUGAAGAGUUUGAUUUCAGCUUAUGAAUUUGCACCCCGGGUACCAGCGCCAUCGGCUGCGGCUCCUUCAACCCCUAAACCAUCUUCUGGUGGUAGGAACUCCCUUACUGAUUGGACCGAGCGCGAAACUUUCGUUCUUCUUGAUGCUUGGGGUGAUAAGUUUCUUCAACAUGGGAGGAAGAGUCUUCGGUCUGAGGAAUGGCAAGAAGUUGCAGAGAAGGUAUCAAAAGUUUCCAAGAUUGAAAGGAAAGAUGCUCAGUGUCGAAACCGGUUAGAUACCUUGAAGAAGAAGUACAAGAAGGAGAAGGCUAAAUCAGAGAAAAUGGGUAGUGGAACUUGCAACUGGGUUUAUUUUCAGAGGAUGGAUAAGCUGAUGUCCUCUCCAGUGCAGCAACCAGGUCUCUCAUGUGGUUUGGACUCCGGAGAAUAUGUGUUUACGAAUCCUCGAGUCUAUUUGAACCGCGGAAAUGGGUUUGAUCAGAUGAGGGAUAGUCCUGGGAAUUCUGAAUCCUUUGGCGAACAAGGUUCAAAUGGACAUAAACAUAAGAAAAGAAGGUAUGCAAGGUACAGCAACGAUGAUGCAUCCUCAUUCAGAUUGCUUGCUAAUUCCAUUCAGAAAUUCGGCGAGAUAUAUGAGAAGAUUGAGAACAGUAGAAGGCAGCAUAUGGUGGAACUGGAAAAGAUGAGGAUGGAGUUCCAUAAGGAUCUUGAAACACAAAAGAGGCAGAUCCUAGAGAGAGUUCAGAGUGAAAUUUCAAAACUACAUCAGAGAGAUGAUGAUGAGAAGGAGAAUGAUGACUAGUGUAAGGGUGGCAUUUGAUGUUCUGUAACAUUGUUAUGUGACAUACUCUGCUACAUUAACAUUAUAUUUGAAACAUUUUUCCCCUUCCAA